Messenger RNA from Vespa crabro (European hornet), 421 nucleotides. RefSeq lists its product as uncharacterized. Lineage: Eukaryota; Metazoa; Arthropoda; Insecta; Hymenoptera; Vespidae. Bases 101 to 421 code for a protein of 106 amino acids. The record is from RefSeq and is a predicted model, not a curated record. The transcript has 3 exons.
CACAGAAGAAUGAGUUAAACUUAUUGUAAGAUUGUGAUCAAGGGGGAUUGUCGGGAGGGUGUAGGAGAGAAGAGGAACAAGUAUUUCCCUUGUGGAUACUAUGGUGGUAGUGCGACGAAAAGCUAAUCGAAGAGUAGUGCACCGUUCAGAAACAAAACGCGACACCUAUGUUAAUCUUUGGAGGGAGUUUUUGGUCUUCCAUUCGAGCGUCAACAAGACGGCUAAGAGGUUGACCCUGGCCAAAGGCCAAAAACCGAAUGUUACUAUGAACGUAUCAACGGUAUUUCCCGAGGGACACACAGGAAACGGACAGGAAACACGUCGCAAAAACUCACACACCUCGAAAGAAGAUGAAGAUCAGACGAGGGAAUUAUGCUGUCGUGAGUUCACUUUUUAUUAUAUCAACGUAUUUACUACUUAA